AUGCCUGACGUUGAAGAACCGGUCAUGAGAUCGUCUGACGAAGAUUCUUCUGAACAAGAAACUCCUCAACCCCGUCCGGUACGAGAUGGCGGAAGCUAUUUCCUUCCGAGUACCGAAAUUGCAUAUCGUGGCAAUUAUAUCAUUAAUUUGCCUGACGACCCUUAUGGUUCGUGCAAUCGUGAACAAGCAUAUCGUAUCCACCAUCAUUAUUCGGUUGAAUAUCAAAAGCUCUGCAAAAAGUUUGAUGAAGAAGACAGAGUUGGUGGCGAAGAACCCCCAGAAGUGCCUGAAGAAGGAUUGGAAGAGGAAGACAUUGAACGCCCAACGGGUACAAUGGUUGAAAAAUGGAAGAAUCGUGGUUGGGAGCGUCAAUUGAAAGUUUUGCAGUCUUAUGAUAACGAAGAGGAUCCCACCAAAAGAUUGACAGCAAAGCAAUGGGAUAAUCUCUUGGAAUGGGUAUAUCAAGCUUUGUUGCCAGAGAAUAUUUUGGCACUCCAGGAAGUAUUCUUCAAUGCUCGUGGCGGAAAACCAAAUCAGCCAAACUGGUUGCAGCGACCAACUACCGAAAGUCAAAUUGAUUCCUCUCAAUUGAUCUGUCUUCAACGCAUUUUUGAGCUCAAUAACCUGGGAACUAGAGGACGGCUGGAUCAAAUCAUGCACCGGAUUUGCUGUCUUGAUAUCUUCAUCGCACAACGUGAGCAAGUCAAGGUGGUCACAGAAAAUUCCCCACCCACUAAACGUAUCCGCGUCGAUAAGUCAGAUCGAACUCGAAAUACUCGUAUUCAAAAAAAGGUCAAUGAUGAGCUACUUCGACUUUACCAAGAGCAAACACGUACGACAAUGACCACGAUGACAACUCUCAGGAACUGGUUGAAAGAUGGCAAGAAAUGGAACUAUUUUUUUGAUGAUGACUACCUACGCUCUUGUCCACUUGCUAUGAUUUGUCUCCUCCCAACGGAUGGAAAAUUGACAUUUUCACAAAAGUUCCCUUUACAUGUAUGGCACUUUUUUGUCGCUAAUCUUCAUCACCUCUGUCCCCGUCUAAUGGAUAUCGCAAAAUCCUUGGAAAACUCCAUCAAAUCAUUCAGGACAUCUGGCAGAAUUGAAAAACCAUUCCAAUAUUGGGAGCUUAUGCCUGCAGUUGACUUUCAUGCGGUGGAUGGUUAUAAAAGAUAUCUUAAGUUUGAACAGGAUAUGACCGUUCAGGAAGGAAUCAAUCUGAUUCCUCAAUUUGGCAGGAAAGGGGCUGAUUUCAAGAGAUAUAAAACUUUGGCAACCAACGAACGAAAUCGGAUUCAAAGUGUUCCUCCUCAUGAAGAAAUAGAGGUCGCUGGCCCCAGUCAAUUUGCUAUCGUACCAAGACGUAGACCAACACUCAGAACUGGUAUUGCCCCUAUUCGAGCAUCUGAGAGACUCAAAUCUCACCGAAAGGUUACUGUCAAUCAUGAUCCUAAUGAACCAUCACCAACCAGUUCGAGGGGAUUUGCGCUGGAAGUUAGACGGCCUCUCAUUGCAACUGCAACUGAUGUUGAAGAGAAUUUGGCGUUGGAUGAUAUUGAUGUACAAGAAUCCUGGAUGUCCGAUGGCGGAGGUGCCACACCAGCAUAUCGGCCAGACUCUGAAGCCGAAAAUACGCCAGACUUGACCAUGAUUCCAAGCUCGGUUGUUGACCUUCAUAGAGAAAUCCACGAUGUCAACAUGCCAGACUUUCUGGUCGAAGAUUUGAGGCGUGCUACAGUUGUUUAG
Morchella sextelata is the source of this 1746-nucleotide messenger RNA. RefSeq lists its product as uncharacterized. The transcript has 3 exons. Lineage: Eukaryota; Fungi; Ascomycota; Pezizomycetes; Pezizales; Morchellaceae. The record is from RefSeq and is a predicted model, not a curated record. Bases 1 to 1746 code for a protein of 581 amino acids.